Heteronotia binoei (common prickly gecko) is the source of this 2001-nucleotide messenger RNA. RefSeq names its product suppression of tumorigenicity 7 like (gene ST7L). The coding region runs from base 103 to 1635 and encodes 510 amino acids. The record is from RefSeq and is a predicted model, not a curated record. The transcript is spliced from 14 exons. Gene Ontology annotation, molecular function: protein binding. NCBI's taxonomy places the organism in Eukaryota, Metazoa, Chordata, Lepidosauria, Squamata, Gekkonidae.
CUCCCAGAACCGUUCGGCACGGUGGCGGAGGCGCGCACGGCUAGUCCCGCCCUCUUGCCUCGGCUCAGCCAGCCAGGCCGCAGCAAGCGAAGGGCGGGAGUCAUGGCGGAGAGCGGUCCUGUGGUGGAUGGGGAUGCGGCGGCGCCUUCCUCCUCCGAAGCAAGCGCCUAUCCCGGGCGUUGGGAACGGCUGAGGCUGGCGGCCGGGCCUUGGGCUCGCAGGGUGGCUUUGGUGGCGGCGCUUGGCCUCCUCUACUUUCUCCGGGGCCCGCUUCGGUUGAGGGACAACUUGGUGGCAGUGACUGUCUUCUUGAGCACGUUAACUCCAAAAUUCUAUGUUGCACUUACGGGGACUUCCUCUUUAAUAUCCGGCUUGAUAUUUAUAUUUGAAUGGUGGUAUUUCAGAAAAUAUGGCACUUCUUUCAUUGAGCAGGUUUCUGUGAGUCAUUUGCGACCACUGAUUGGAGGAGCAGAGAACAGUACUUCUCCGCAGUCAAGUUUCUCUGCCAGUAAUGGAGAAAGUGAGACAAAUAGGCAAAGUUUAUCAGAGUGCAAAGUAUGGAGAAACCCCCUCAAUCUGUUCAGAGGAGCAGAAUAUAGCAGAUAUACAUGGGUGACUGGAAAGGAGCCACUCACAUACUAUGACAUGAAUUUGUCUGCUCAGGAUCAUCAGACUUUUUUUACAUGCGAAACAGAUUCACUUAGGCCUUCAGAUGCAGUUAUGCAGAAGGCAUGGCGGGAGAGGAAUCCUCAGGCUCGAAUCAAAGCAGCAUAUCAAGCUUUAGAAUUAAAUAAUGAAUGUGCAACUGCAUAUGUUCUCCUGGCUGAGGAAGAAGCAACUACAAUUGUGGAUGCUGAAAAGUAUUUCAAGCAGGCCCUGAAAGCUGGAGAAAAUGUUUAUAGGAAGUCUCAGCAUUGUGGUUCUCAAAGUCCUCAACAUGAAGCUCAGCUGAGAAGAGACACCAAUGUACUAGUAUAUGUGAAAAGAAGACUAGCAAUGUGUUCAAGAAAACUUGGAAAAAUUAAAGAAGCAGUAAAAAUGAUGAGAGAUUUAAUGAAAGAAUUUCCUCUCCUAAGUGUACUGAAUAUUCAUGAAAACCUGCUAGAGGCCCUUCUGGAACUACAGGCUUAUGCUGAUGUCCAAGCAGUUUUGGCAAAGUAUGAUGAUAUCAGCCUUCCAAAAUCAGCAGCAAUAUGUUACACAGCAGCACUGCUAAAGGCCAGAGCGGUUUCAGAUAGGUUCUCUCCAGAAACAGCCUCAAGAAGAGGACUUAGUACAGCGGAGAUUAAUGCAGUAGAAGCAAUUCACAGAGCUGUUGAAUUUAACCCUCACGUCCCAAAGUACUUGUUAGAAAUGAAAAGCUUGAUUUUACCUCCGGAGCACAUUCUGAAACGUGGUGACAGUGAAGCAGUAGCAUAUGCUUUCUUCCAUCUCCAGCACUGGAAGCGAAUAGAAGGGGCCCUUAAUCUCUUGCACUGUACAUGGGAAGGCACUUUUAGAAUGAUCCCAUAUCCAUUAGAGAAAGGUCAUCUAUUUUAUCCCUAUCCCAGCUGUACAGAGACAGCAGACAGAGAGUUAUUACCAAUUCUUUGGAACUCUCUUGUCACCUUUGAGCUUCAUGAUGGAGAAGAUUGAGCGCCUCAUGCCUGCUGGUCUCUGGCAUCAACUGACCCACAUUUGAGAGGACCUUUAUGGCUGGGCCAGCCAUUGUUCUCAGGAACUUUACCAUCAGCACCCCCAGCAGAACAGCACUUGCAGCUAAGGGUGUGAAAGAAGACAAGCUCUAUGACUGCUUCAUUUUACAGCCUGUUCUUGGUGCUUGAGAGUUGCUGUAUCCCUCCUUAAGCCAUAGUGUUUAUAUUAAUUAAGAGUGCAUAGCUUCUUUUGUGUGUGAAGGAAGGGGAUUGUGCUCACUUGAACAUUAGCUGUACCAUUUGAAGCUACUGCUUUCUGUAUAAGACACUCUGGAAGGCAAUAAAUUUGGUAGAUGGUGUGUUGAAA